UCCCCGGCGCACCUGCUGGGAAGCGGGGAAGGGGCUUCCCGGGGCCCGAUCGAAGUCCAGUCCGGAGGGGUUGACUUCCGAGAGGCCUCCGCCUCCUCCCCAGCUGUGGUAUUAGACGGGCAAGUGAAGGGGCGUGACCCUGGUGCUCAAGUUUCUUCCUCUAUACCUGGGAGAGGAGGGGUGGGGGCCAGGACUUCCGGCCCAGGUGAGUGUCCCUUCGGUGACGUCAGGUCACCCUUGGCCGCCCCUCCGGUUCCGCUCCCCCUCGCGCUCCCAGCGCCCGCGGGGGCGCGCCCCCGACGCCCUACAUAAACUCGGUGCGCCGCACCUGUCCGCCCGCAUCCGCCCGCCCGCACCUGCCAGCUCACCGCUGCCUGCACCUCGGCCUCGGGCCGGCAGCCCAGGGUCCACUGGGGACUUCGGCACCCAGAACCGCCCAUUCGACCUCUCCACCUUUUGUUUGGGAAGCGUCGCCGACAGCACCGGAGGGAACGGCCUGGACUUCGGGGAUCGCCUUUGUCGCCCACGAGCCCUCGGAGCGUAACCUGCUCCCUCUGCCGUGAGACCCUCGCCCGCGGAGGGGCGCUCUGUGGUUACUUCGGGUGAUAAAAAAUUCGCAGUCACUCGACCAGGAACUUUUUUCCGCUUUGGGUGACUUAUAACUCCAACCCAACUCGUCUGGUGGGAUCGCCCCUCGACGUUUCUUUUACUGCAGAGGCUCCCGCCCGCGCCCCUCGUCUUUUGUGAGGGCGGAAUGGCCAACUCGGGCCUGCAGCUGCUCGGCUUCUCCAUGGCCUUGCUGGGCUGGGUGGGCCUGGUGGUGUGCACCGCCCUUCCGCAAUGGCAGAUGAGCUCGUACGCGGGCGACAACAUCAUCACAGCCCAGGCCAUGUACAAGGGGCUGUGGAUGGAGUGCGUGACGCAGAGCACGGGGAUGAUUAGCUGCAAAAUGUACGACUCGGUGCUCGCCCUGCCCGCGGCCCUUCAGGCCACUAGAGCUCUAAUGGUGGUGUCCCUCGUGCUGGGCUUCCUAGCCAUGUUCGUGGCCACGAUGGGCAUGAAGUGUACACGCUGCGGGGGAGAUGACAAAGUGAAAAAGGCCCGUAUAGCUAUGACCGGAGGCAUCAUUUUCAUCGUGGCAGGUCUUGCUGCUUUGAUAGCUUGCUCCUGGUCCGGCCACCAGAUUAUCACAGACUUUUAUAACCCUCUGGUCCCCAUGAAUAUUAAGUACGAGUUUGGUCCUGCCAUCUUCAUCGGCUGGGCAGGGUCUGCUCUGGUCCUCUUGGGAGGUGCAAUGCUCUCUUGCUCCUGUCCUGGGAGUGAGGGCAAAGCUAGGUAUGGUGCACCCCGCUCCUACACUAAGCCCAACUCUGCCAAGGAGUAUGUGUGAGCUGGGACUCCAUUGCCCCAGCCUGGCCACCUAGACACUUGGAAGGACCUGGGGCAGAGCUCAGCCUGUGGGCAGGAUGUGCGGGCAGCUGUGGGUCACUGCAGUCCUGAACAUCAUGUACAGUUCCCUGGGGGCUGGGUGGGGGAGAACAAAGGAGGGGCGGAUGUGCUUUUUGUACAGUAAUAAAAAGUAUGUUUUGGAAAGUAGGCUUCUUUCUUUCCCCUUCAGGGCCUCUGCUUUCUUCCUACUGAGAUCCUUGCAGGGAGCUUGGAACCUAAGUAUAU
This is a messenger RNA of Eptesicus fuscus (big brown bat), 1674 nucleotides long. It is a transcript of the gene CLDN7, whose product is annotated as claudin 7. Gene Ontology annotation, molecular function: structural molecule activity. Gene Ontology annotation, cellular component: bicellular tight junction; plasma membrane. The record is from RefSeq and is a predicted model, not a curated record. Gene Ontology annotation, biological process: bicellular tight junction assembly; cell adhesion. The coding region runs from base 755 to 1390 and encodes 211 amino acids. The transcript is spliced from 4 exons. NCBI's taxonomy places the organism in Eukaryota, Metazoa, Chordata, Mammalia, Chiroptera, Vespertilionidae.